Molecule: messenger RNA, 1395 nt
Organism: Miscanthus lutarioriparius
Lineage: Eukaryota; Viridiplantae; Streptophyta; Magnoliopsida; Poales; Poaceae
Source: the annotation of a GenBank genome assembly
AUGGCUCACCACCUCCUGCCCUUGCUUGCCGUUCUCGCUGCCGCCGCACUGCUCGUGGCGCCCGUCGCAGGUUACCCGUGGCCAGUGUGCGGCCAGAGCAACUACUUCAAGCCUAACGGCACGUACGAGGCUCAUCUCGACUUAGUUGCGGCCAAGCUGCCCAAGAACGCCUCCGCAUCCCGGUCCCUCUUCGCCACCACCGUCGUCGGCACCAUCCCGGAGCAGCUCUGGGCCAUGGGGCUCUGCCGCGGCGACGUCAACGCCACGGCCUGCUUCAGCUGCCUUACUCAAGCCUUCAGAGACCUCCCGAACGACUGCUCCUACGACAUGGACGCCACCAUCUACUACGACCAAUGCAUCCUCCAUUACUCCGACGUGCUCACCUUCCCUGGCGCCGACACUGGCCCAACGACCGACACGUACACCAUCAACUUCAACGCAAAUGUUACGUCGGACCCGGCCCAGUUCAAGAGCCUCCUGGCCGCCCUCAUCAACGCCACCGUCGCAUACGCCGCGAACAACUCCACGCGGCUGUUCGCGACAGGGGAGGCUGACUUCAACCAGGAGUUCCCCAAGGUGUACAGCCUGGCGCAGUGCACGCCGGAUCAGACGCCGGCGCACUGUCGGAACUGCCUCGCCGAGGCCGUAGCGGGGCACCAGGGGUCGUUCUAUGACUAUAUCGGAGGCAGGGUGCUUGGCAUCAACUGCAGCUACCGGUACGAGAUCGUUCCCUUCUUCAAUGGACCGGCAAUGGUUCGGCUGGCAUCACCGAGCUCUGGAGCUCCGGCACCGGCACCGGCACCAGCGCCGGCUUCAGCUCUGCAACCAACUGUUGGGACGCCGCCGGCAGCCGGGAAAGGGGGAAGAAAGUACGGUAUCCCGGUCGUGAUCGUUGCAGUUCUACUGCCAAGUAUUGCAGCCUUGAACCUUGUUGCCUGCCUCUGUUACUGGAAGCGUCAGCGACCUAUUGAACAGGCGAAACAGAAAUAUCCCAUGUAUUCAGCUGAAGCUGAGGACACGGAGACGGUGGACUCGAUGAUGAUGGACGUGUCCACCCUGCGGGCCGCGACAGGGGAUUUCGACGAGACCAACAAGCUUGGCGAAGGCGGCUUCGGAGCGGUGUACAAGGUAUGGGAGCACUGGGAGACCGGGACGGUGGUGGAGUUGGUAGACCCGAACAUGGGCGGCAGCAGCAUCCCGGAGGCCGAUGUGCUGAGGUGCAUCCACAUAGGGCUGCUGUGCGUCCAGGGAGAUCCAACGGCCCGACCGGUGAUGUCCUCAGUCGUGGUGAUGCUUGGCAGCAAUACGGUCACCCUCCAGGCGCCGUCCAAGCCGGCGUUCUGCGCCAGGAACAACUCCAACACGACCGUGUCCACGGCACCGCUACAGGGCUAG